AUGGCAAUGGAUGAUGAGCAAGACGAGUCCAGGUUUAGACACCGCGCCCAAGCUGGCCUCGCACGACUCGAUGCAGGUUACAAUUACAUCUUCGUGAGGCACAACCCACUUUCCUGUUUUCAGGCCUGUGUCCUCUCCAGCUGCGUGCUUCUCAUUGGCCUCGUCCUGGCGGUGUGGGCUGUGGGCCACGGAGUCGCGCUGGGCGCCACGGCCUUGGACCACUUCAUAGACCCCGAGGAAGUCCGUGUCCACGGCCCUGACUCCUUUGUCGCGCGGCUGCAGAAUCAUAGCGCCAUGCCAGAGAGCUGCACUCGCGUGGUGCCCACGGACGCGGUGGAGACGGCUGCCGUGGCCAAGGAGUGCUUGGCGUGGUGUCGAGACAGCCUGGGUCCCGGAUGCGGCUUUCCUUUCGCCUUCAGUCCUCUGCAUUGGAGGUGGAUGAGGCAGGCAGGCGAGGGUGUGGAGACCAGCUUCAAGAUGUGCUGGAAAGUGGAGACAGCUGCUUGGGCCUUGGGCUGGUGCCCAUCCGACUGGCAGAUGUACGUGGCUGUUGCGCUCUACGGCAGUGUCAGCGGCAUCGCGUUCUUCUGCUUCCUCCGGAAGAACUGGGAGGAAGAGUCCGAGUCAGAAGAGUCGGACGACUCGGCGUCCGAACACCUCCGGGGUCCUGGGCGCCCGGACUUCCUCGCGCCCGAUGAUGAGGGCUUCGAAGAUGGAAGCCCAUUUGCUGCCUCUAGGCGAUAUAGGCCACCCUUUUGCUGCAUUCCCAUCGACUCCGACUAUGAGGGUGCAAAGUGCCAGCUGCGCCAGCUGAGCUUCUUCAUGCUCUUCGAGCCCGCGCUGGAUGUUCUGUCCAUCCUCAUGUUUCUACGGAGGGGCCAGCCCAUCUACGCAGCGGUGGCUAGCAUCUCGGUUGCCAUCUCCUGCUUGCUGGAACAGGACCUCUUCCAGAUCCGGGGUGCGGCCGCGGCGGCCGCAAGCCUAGGAAGGGGCUUUGCGACGCCCGCUCUGUACCAGCACCAGCUGCUUGAGAUCGUGGAGAGCUCUGGGUCCACGAUUGUGCAGUGCUACGCGGCCCUGCGGAUGGACCUGUCCUGCGCAACGCUGCCCACGGUUUGCACGCUGAUCGCGGGCGCAGGCAGCAGCCUCUUGCUCUCUCUGCCGCAAGCUGUGAGAGCCGCCUAUGUCCUCAUGAGCAGGAACGUCAACAACUACUACGAGCAGGAAAGGCACAAAGCAGCUGUGUUAGUUUUUUGGAGGUAUGGGCCCUCCGUGCUGUGCAUGUCGAUUGCCGAGCUAGCACUGAUUCUCGGACGGCACAACGACGGUCAGCUUUCGUCCCCAUGGUCGCUGCUCUGGGAGAUGCCUGGUUGGGAGCUUCGUCUUUCAGCCCUUUUCCUGCUGCUCUUCCGCGUUGCCGUGCUCUGUGGCCUCGUGCUGGGUAUUUCUGCAUCUUGCCUGAUAUGCGGGUUCAUGUGCUUUUGGAGCCACUUCCUGGAUGAGUGGGGAGGUUGA
Messenger RNA from Symbiodinium natans, 1515 nucleotides. The record is from the annotation of a GenBank genome assembly. NCBI's taxonomy places the organism in Eukaryota, Dinophyceae, Suessiales, Symbiodiniaceae.